Gadus morhua (Atlantic cod) is the source of this 1946-nucleotide messenger RNA. It is a transcript of the gene ubtd2, whose product is annotated as ubiquitin domain containing 2. The transcript has 4 exons. NCBI's taxonomy places the organism in Eukaryota, Metazoa, Chordata, Actinopteri, Gadiformes, Gadidae. The record is from RefSeq and is a predicted model, not a curated record. Gene Ontology annotation, molecular function: protein binding. Bases 113 to 898 code for a protein of 261 amino acids.
AACUCAGACGGCACUGGAGUGGCUCUUGGGCGAAACCAGCCCCUGAAGAGAGAGAGGCCUAAAUGGAAGAGUGACUACCCCAUGACUGAGGGCCAGCUGCGGAGCAAGAGGGAUGAGUUCUGGGACACGGCGCCCGCCUUCGAGGGCCGGAAGGAGAUCUGGGAUGCACUGCGGGCCGCAGCCAGCGCUUUCGAGAGCGGCGACCACAUGCUGGCCCAGGCCAUCCUGGACGGAGCCAGCAUCACCCUGCCCCAUGAGGCCAGCUUCAAGUCCCACCUGGACCGGGGAUGCAGGAUCAGAGUGGGACACACAGGGACCAGGAGGAGGGACUGGUGGGUCCCACCUAGACCAUGGACGCAUGGUCAGAGUGGGAUCCACAGGGGCCAGGAGGAGGGAAUCUGGGGCCCUGACGGAGUGUUACGACGAGCUGGGGAACCGCUACCAGCUGCCCGUCUACUGCCUCUGCCCCCCCGUCAACAUGAUCGAGGAGCACUCCGACGAGCCCGACGGCUCCGACCCGGACUCGGGCGCGGCCGACCCGUCGGGCGCGACCCCGGCCCCGGGAGGGGAGCGCCUCCUCAGACUGCGUCUCUCCACGGGCCGCGACCUGCGGCUGGCGGUGCGCUCGGCCGACACAGUGGGGGCCAUGAAGCGCCGCCUGCAGGCGGUGGAGGGCGUGGCGCCGGCCGCCCAGCGCUGGUUCUUCUCCGGGCGGCCCCUGACGGACCGCCUGCGGCUGGACCAGCUCAACGUGUCCCGGGACUAUGUGGUGCAGGUGAUCAUCAGCCAGCCCCCCGCGCCGGACACGCCCCCGCUCGGACACGGACAGGCGGCGGGGGAGGGGCCGUGCACGGAGCCGGAGGACCACCGCCCCACCGCCAGCCCCGCUGACUAUUAGCCAGGGGGGGGACCCGGAGACACGUGUGACUGGACCUGAGAUGGAGCCGGAGGAGAGACGUGGUGCAGGGUGGAGGGGAGGUGGGGGGGAAUCGAAGGGGAAGGAGGGGGGGGGGGAAUCGAAGGUGAAGGAGAGGGGGGGUGGGGGUGGGGAUGGAGGAGGGAGGAGAGCUGGGGUAGAGAUGGAGGAGGGGUGGGGUGGUUGAGAUCCUCUAUGAAGCGUGUGUUUCGGCGCACGUUGACCAGCCCUGUCCUGGUUUUACACAAUGGUAUUCUCGCUAUUCUUUUCUACGUAUUGUGAGACUGUUCCUGUGGAAACCAAAAAAAAAAAAUCAAAUGGAAUAUGGAUAUAACUCUGAACUUUCGGGGUUGCAGUUCAGAGGCUGUUUUUUUUAUUUUUUAGCAAUGUCUUUGUUGUCUCGUCCUUCACACUCCAAUUAUAAGCAUUAUAACAGCUGGAGUGCAGCAGGACCCUGAUAUCGAGAGUUGGAAUGCAGUUUUAGGUAAUUCCCAAUCCAGGCCCAGACUGACGAGAGGGAAGGGUUUGACCCUUACACAGCGCGAUGGCCUUCUGACCCAGCCUGACUAGUUUCAGGAGUCCUUCCUUUUCCCCCCCUUUCUCCCUGCAUCAGAUCAACAAUGUUGUAGAGCAGCGUAGACCCCACUGGGGAACUCUCACCUAUCCACAGACCACCCAGACCUCUCAGUCCCCAGGAUCUCCCCAGCAUGCUGAUAUCAUACGGGGGCUUUACCCGAAAGGGGAACGACGUACACUUAUAGGAAAAUUCAUCUUCUCACACACAAAAAAAGGCUCAUUGCAUUUAGUCUCUUGAUUUAGUAAUCUUGCAGAAGCUCAGCUGAGAAAAACUCUAUACUCAACAAAACUACACGGGGGGAGGGGGGGUUGCAUGGAUGUUUACUGAGUGGGGGGUUGCUCAGUAUCGAGUCACCUUCUGCCAAUGGGGUAACGUGAUGAAUGGAGGAACACAGCUUCAUAUUUUGAUGAAAUGCAAUGUUUUUAAUUAAAUUGCCCAUUGUUUCUACUUUAA